AUGGUCAGCCCAGCAUACUACGCAGACGGAAGACGAUAUAGCCGCGUCGACCCGACAUACGUCUACCCGGAACGGCAGCAACGACAUCACUCGCAUUCUUCUGAAGCGCGGACAUCUAAUAUGACGGAGCGAGAGACUGACACGGAUACACCCCCCCGCAAGCGUAUUGCCGUUGCUUGUGGCCGUUGCCGGAAGCGCAAGAUUCGCUGCAGCGGAGAUACGGGCAACGGACUUCCAUGCCAGAACUGCAAGGCCGCCGGCGCCGAAUCCUGCAUGUUCUUACGAGUCGCCUCAACAGAAGCUCCCUGGGUAUCUACAGAUCAAACAUUCACAUACGAUCUCAAAGCCGCAAGAGUAUACGCCCACACCGCCAUGGCCUCACCCCUGAACUCGUCCCCGCCUCACCACUACACUUCCGACAUCCACGACGGCCUUCCCCGCUACUCAUCAACAUCAGCCAGCUACUACGGCGGAAAAUACUACGCCUCGCCCGCGACUAUGCCGAGUUGGUCUGCCACGCCGGGCUACUCAGAGGACGCCGUGGACUACAGCCCCGCCGCGGUGGCCUCCAUGGGAUACCCGUACUCUUACCAGCAGCCCUCGGACACGAGCUAUUACUACCGCGUAAACCCCACCGCAAAGGUCGCCGCAGCGGCACCAAGCGCGGGUGACUUAUACGUCAACACGGCGGACGCCGUAGCAGCGGCGGGAUACGCCUAUGGCAGCAACGCCGGCACCGUCACCCAGCUUCCUCACCGGCCCGCUACAAACGUGGCAGCGGCAGCAGCAGCAGCAGCCGCGGUGCAGCAGAGCGAGGGCCAGAAUUUCUCCUUCACCGGCGUCGCCGCUUCUUUGCCCCCCGCCGGUGGCGACCGUCGACUACCCGACCCGGCUACGCGCCAACCCGUCGCCAACGCAAACGUCCUAGCCUACCGUACAGAAGGCGCCGCUGCUGCUACAUCCUCAACGGCAUCGGCGUCGACAAAGUCCUCAGGUAGCCCGACGUCUCAGCCAUCCCCAAUCUCAGACGUGACGACAAGCUACACAACUUCGGGCCCCAGCGGAUCAGGAAGCUUCGAGACGUCGCCCGUAUCAGCGUACCCUCCGCCAUCGCACACCGUUCCGUCUAUGACGCAUCAGCAGCAGCGUAUCUCCAACGCUGAGAUGGCAGGAUACCCGCCCUCCACGACCACGAGCGGCGGCAAUGAGCCCAUCUUCAGUGCUUCGGAAUCGAGUCUCCGGUCCGCGUCUGAUUCCGACUUAAGCUACAAGUACACAGACUCUUCCACUGCACCGUCAGGGGUAGGCAGGGACGGCAGCGGUCGUCGCGGAAGCGGCGAGACCACGAGUUCCACUUCCUCUUCGUCGUCCACCACGCCUGUGGGCGGAGGCGGCUCGCUCUCCAACGGGCAGCAGUAUACAGUCACCACGCCGUCGCCGGGCAUGUACGCCUCCGUGGGUCACCAUGGACGGCAUCAUAUCGGGCAGUACAUGCUCUCCGAGGAGGUCGCGGCCGAGCAGCACCAUCACCAGCAUCAUCACGAUCAUCACCAUGGUCACGGUCAUAGCCACCACCACAGCAGUCAUCAUCACCACUCGGGUCGCAGGUCUGCGGGUGGCUUGUCCGCUUCCUAG
Messenger RNA from Colletotrichum abscissum, 1635 nucleotides. RefSeq lists its product as uncharacterized. Gene Ontology annotation, molecular function: zinc ion binding; DNA-binding transcription factor activity, RNA polymerase II-specific. Gene Ontology annotation, biological process: regulation of DNA-templated transcription. Bases 1 to 1635 code for a protein of 544 amino acids. Lineage: Eukaryota; Fungi; Ascomycota; Sordariomycetes; Glomerellales; Glomerellaceae. The record is from RefSeq and is a predicted model, not a curated record. The transcript is spliced from 3 exons.